Molecule: messenger RNA, 3508 nt
Organism: Poeciliopsis prolifica (blackstripe livebearer)
Lineage: Eukaryota; Metazoa; Chordata; Actinopteri; Cyprinodontiformes; Poeciliidae
Product: C-C chemokine receptor type 6-like
Exons: 2
Coding region: 366-1508 (380 amino acids)
Biological process (GO): chemotaxis; G protein-coupled receptor signaling pathway; immune response
Cellular component (GO): membrane
Molecular function (GO): chemokine receptor activity
Source: RefSeq, a predicted model, not a curated record
UUUAUGCGUGUCUCAGCUGGCUUCGUUAAAAGCUCCUAAAUGUUUGCAGAAGAGCCUUAAAGUAGACGCCAGUGUCUGCAAAUAAAGUGAUGUAAGUUUAAAUAAACGUGAGAACGAAGCUUCGAGUUCAGCAGGAGGAAGCUGGAAGGACAAAGAUCACUUCUGCUGGGGCUGAAAGAGGAAGACUUCAGCAGGUCUCUCACACACACACACACACACACACACACACACACACACACACACACACACACACUGUUUCCCUUUUAUCAGCAGGGUUCAGAGUGAUGUUGCGCAGCAGCAUCAGUCUCGCCUCUGCUGCUCCGCCGCUGCAUCACUAACAUCAGCCCUACUUCUAGCAAAACAAGAUGAACAUCUCCAAUGACACCACCACUUAUCCACCCUAUGAAUAUGAUGACAACUAUGGUGAUGGUGGUUAUGAACCAUGUUCUAACAGUAACAACAACAGUGUGAACGCUGUGGUUGGUCCUUACAUUCACUCCAUCAUCUGCAUCCUGGGCCUGGUGGGGAACAGCCUGGUCAUCCUGACCUAUGCCCUCUACAAGAGAACCAAAUCCAUGACUGACGUCUACCUGCUCAAUGUGGCCAUCGCUGACCUGCUGUUCGUUCUGGCUCUACCUUUCAUCGUCUACAACGAGCUGUACUCUUGGCCCAUGGGGCAGGUGGCCUGUAAGCUGCUGCGCGGUUCCUACAGCGUCAACCUGUACAGCGGCAUGCUAAUGUUAGCCUGCAUCAGCACCGACCGCUACAUCGCCAUCGUCCAGGCUCGCCGGAGCUUCAGGUUACGCUCGCUGUCAAACAGUCGCAUUAUCUGUGCCCUGAUCUGGAUCUUUGCCUUACUGGUGUCUGUUCCCACUUUCCACUUCUACCAUUGGUACCAACCAUCACAUAAUGCCGUCACCUGGAUCAGCAACAUCACCGAUCAGGAAGAGACAACAGAUCCACAGUACGUCUGUGAGUGGAAAUUUGAUGAUAGCAACACUGCUAGCAGAGUGAAGGUUGCUGUUCCCAGCACCCAACUGGCCAUUGGCUUCUUCCUGCCGCUGCUCAUCAUGAUCUUCUGCUACACUGCAGUCAUCGUCACCCUGCAGAAAGCCAAAAACUUCCAGCGACACAAAGCGGUCCGAGUGGUGAUGGUGGUGGUGCUGGUGUUCAUCGUCUGCCACCUGCCUUACAACCUGGCCCUGUUGUAUCAAACUGUCCAUUUGUACGUACAGAGCGAUUGUGUCGAGGUGGACUCUCUGCAGACGGCGAUGUCUGUGCUGCAGACCGUCGCCUACCUGCACUGCUGCCUGAACCCGGUGCUGUACGCCUUCAUUGGAGUAAAGUUCAGGAACCACUUCAGGAGGAUCUUCCGUGACCUGUGGUGUUUGGGUAAGAGGUAUAUCGGCCCGCGCCGCUUCUCCAGGGUCACUUCGGAUACCUUCAUGUCCACAAUUCGCCGCUCGGUGGACGGGUCCAGUGAAAACGGCACGUCUUUCACUAUGUGACCAGAUUGAGACCUGCAGUUCUAUAAAAUUCAAACUUCACUCUUACGCAACUUUAGCCACAAUGUGAUAAAUUUAGAGAAAACAGAAAGUGUCAAACUCUUUGGGUUUGUUGUGUUAAUUGUUGCUCUGCUGCCAUUGGGAUCUUGGCUGAUAAUAUUGUGUCAGCCAUGCCUAGCAUUAUGCUUAUACAUGCCCUAUAGGCAUAAUGAUGUCUAAAGGUAAAACUGACUAAAUUUCAUUGGAACGAAGUCGACAAGUCAAGUUUUUCUUCUGUCUCAGUGAGUUUGGUUGAAAGAUGUGCUGACAGAUGAUUCCUGAUGUCUGAUGUGGUUCAGUGUGUGAUGACUGAUGUCUCCAUUUAGGAUAAAUUUGGACAAGACAUACAAUUAUUGUUCCUGAUUUUCCAGAAAAUGUGUCACUUAUAAAAAAGCACUAUUUUAUUUCUGGAAUUAGAUUUAAAACUAGGAUUCACAUAAAACAUAAAAUGAGGACGUAUAGACUUCCUGCUUCUGGAUGUUGAUAUUUGUGGAAAGUUAUUUAAAAAUUAGGUAAUUUCCCACUAAUGAGAAAACACAGAUCUAAAACCAAUAUAUCUGGCACUUUAGCGUCAUUCUUUAGUGGAGAUUCAAUUCAUUUAUUCCUUGGAAGGUUGGAAAAACUCUGAAACCUCCAUUUUAUCGUUCUGUUGAACAACAUUAGUUAUGUAGACGAAGAUAAGAACCAUUGUGGUUCGUUCCAGAACUUACAUUUUCUUCUGAUUAUUAUUGUUUUGAUGAUUUCCAUAUGUGAUUGGCUGGUUCAAUUAUUCAAACUCUAUGGAAAAUGCUCAUCACAAUACAAAUUGUAGAUAAAUGUUUUUUUACUGACUUGGAGACUUGAGAUUUUUUGUACGUCUUUUGGACUUGUGUAACCUGAGGAUGUUAAAUAUAGGAUUUUAUUUCUCAGACGGAGACGGCGCUAUUUGGUUUUUAUCUCCUAUGUUCCUCCAGCUUUUCUCUGCUCAAACUUAAUCAGCAAGGAUUAAACUCUGAAACGUUUGCCAGCUUUGAGGCUUUUAUUUUGAUGUGUUGAGCUGAGAGAGUCUUCCUGUCAUACUGUAAGCAACUUUAAUGUGUGUGAAUGUUGUGGCUGAUAUAAAAUCUGUAUUUUGGGGGAUUUUGGUGUCAAAAUAAAUAUUUUUUGUCACAUAAAGUUGUUUGUCGUGGAGUUCUGUGGGACGCCAGGUGAAAGCAAAGAUUGUCGUUACUCUGAAGAUGUCAGACUUUGUCCGGCCUUUUACUUGACGUGCUUUAAAUGUUUUUGAGCCGCAGCAUCACGAACCCACAGGACGACCCAGAGGUGAGAAAACCUCACUGAGUUCAAAUGUUUAGUCAUUUAUUACAGGAAGAAGAAGAGAGUCAGAGGUGAAAACAUGGCGAGUAAAACUGCAGCAAUGUUUUAGUUUUUCCCCAGAAUAAAUUUGCUCUUAUUGUUGAAUUUCCACAGCAGAUAUUACAGCAAAUUUUAAUUUGUUUUGUCAAGCAAAAUCAAAUUCAGAAUAAGUCAUGAAUCUAUAUUUACUACAUAUGUGUAAUAUUGUUUUGAAUGGUGAAUUAACAUUAAUUUGUGGUUAAAAUCUUGAUUUAUUAAUGUAGUGACAUUUGUGAGAAACAAAACCUUAAAUGAAACCAGUUUGUCAUGGUGAUAAACUUUUUGGUAAUGGCCAGCAGAGGGCGCUGUUGCAUAAAAACAAACUCCAGGAAAUAACUGAAAAAACUCCGAAUGUUAUUUAUAUCAACAUCAUUAUGACUUUCUGCUUAAAACACUUUGCUUAAAGAUGAACUUUGAAGAAAUGAUGGUUGAACUGGACUCUGCUACAUUCUCCUACUACUCUCCAAGUUUUCUUUAUUUACUGUUAUUGUAACUGGUGGCUGUCUUUUCUGUCAAUUUUUAACUUUUUUAUGGAAAGUACACCAGGUCUGCUGUUCUGUUUACCUGUAACCUUCCUUUUAUUGUAAAAU